GGGGGGUUCCUUGUACCAGCAAAAAGGAGGAGUGAAGAAAGAGGAGUUAGGUCUUGGUGGACCAGUUCUCUAAGUGAAGGCCAUAUUUUUCUCUUGGCGAGAUCCCCAUUGGCUCCAAUCACUAUUAAAGAGACUCCGUUAAGCUUUUGCUCAGUACUACUACUACUACAGCUCCCAAGGGACCAGCCCCACCCUCAACAGGAAUGGAUGAUAGCUCUGCUUCUCCUGUCUUCCCCACUAAAGCGGAUUUGGAUGAGAUACACUUACAAUAUGUAGUAGCUUUCAUUGUAAUCGUCAUCCUAGUGGGGCUUGCUAUGCUUCUGGUCUGCUUUGGACUUGGGUAUAUUUUCUGCUCCAGAAAAAAAAGUUUUAAUCCCUCAAAGCAUCAACAUUAUAUUGGUGCUGGGGAUUCCAAAGAGCUCUCCUGUGGACAAGUCAAACUACGUGAAUUUGCAGGUAGUAAACAAAAUACUCACACUGCAGCUACCAAUGGCAGCCAUGGACCAACUGAGGAGCCACAUGAACAGCAGCCAAAGAAGCCAUCUCCACCACAAUAUCAAUAUCCAAUGCAUUUACUGGAUGAAGAGAACGAGGAGAGAGUUGAGUCAUAGUAACUAAUUAUUUGCUUAAUUAGUGUUGGUUUAAAUUACAACUGUAACAAUAAUUUUUAAUACACACAAAAAACGUAAUUUUCUUGUUAUGAAUGAUAAUUAAGUCUUUUUGGAUACACC
Molecule: messenger RNA, 731 nt
Organism: Amphimedon queenslandica
Lineage: Eukaryota; Metazoa; Porifera; Demospongiae; Haplosclerida; Niphatidae
Exons: 4
Coding region: 204-611 (135 amino acids)
Source: RefSeq, a predicted model, not a curated record